GAAUAUUACAAGAUGUCGGCGAUAAUCUAGCGCUUUUUGUUUGACAAGUUCGCAUUCCCGCAUCGGUUUCUAAAUAUCUUUGAUGGGCGCGCAAAAGGGUAUAAAUCAAAUUUUAAUCAAAACAGAAUAAGUUAAAAGGCAAAUGCAAUAAGAUUACAAAACAUGUAUAGAAUUUACAGAUCUUUAGGUUCCAAAUGAUUUUGUAAAGAUGUGUAUGACUUUAAAAAGUAAAAACCAUUGUUUUAGUUGGAUUGAAGUACUUGAGGUUGCAAUGGAAUUUAUGAAAGAGAAUGGUAUUGAUGCUUCUACAAGACAAAUCAUUUUGAUGUUUGAUUUUAAUCAGAAGCGGAUAUUAUUACACAAUUUUAAGCAGAUGCAAUUGUAGAUACCAUUUCUGCAGAAAACACUAAGUUAAUCACAAUAUAAGAGAACUAUUUCAACUAGUCUUAAAAAUAGUGAAAUUUUUCUUAAAGAUGUCCAUGAAAAGGUUUCAUCUAUUAGACUAUAGUUAUUUUUAUAAUAUAUUAUUGUGGAUCACUAUGAAAUUUAUUUACUAGACUAAUAGCAAACAUAUAAUAUUUGAUAAGGCUAUAUUAAAUUUGAAAUUUUCAAAUACAAACAUCAAAAAAGCCAAGUAUAUAUAUUAUUACACCUUAGAGUUACUUGGUAAAAAAUAUCAAUUGCUUCUUAUAUUAAAGUAAGGAGAUACUGUGAAACAAGAAAUCAUUUAUAUGUAUUAUGUUAUAUGUAAUAGUUACAGUUUAAUAUUCUUAUUUUUUUUAAAUAGACACCAAAAGAUUUUGAGCAUGGUAAAAGGCCAGAGGUAAUUUAAAGCUCCAGACUAAAAAGGAAUACUUAGAUAGAUAGACAGUUCCUUAUGCAAAGUAUAAUAUUCAAAAAGGAUACAAAUAUAAAGGAGCUUUUAUUUCAGUAUUUGGUAUAUAUUAAUUUGUUUUUACUAACAUAAAUAUUAUAGAUAUUCAUCAUAAUACAUAUAUUUUAUUUUACAAAUAAUAUAUAUAAGAUAUAUAUAAGAAUUCUUUAUACAUAUAUUGAAAGUAACAUUGUUUGUGAUCAUAAAAAUAUGAUUAUAUAUUUUAUUUAGAAGUGAGAAGAAACAACAAGAUAAUAUGCAGAUCAAUGAUAAUAUUAAUACUAAAGUGUUUAUUAAAAGAUAGAACAUAGCCGAUAUUGAAACUAAUUUGUAUAAAGAAUUACUUUUGUUUCUGGAUUUCUCAGAUAUUGAUUUUGAUGAAUUGGUAUAACAAGAAAUAAGAUAACAGAUGUUACUAUAUAUACGUAUGUACGUAUUUGAAUAUUUAUCUAAUAUGUUCUAUUCAUAUUUUAGGCUGCUAUUAUGUAACUUCUUCAACUCGUUUACAGUAUUUUAAGUACCCAUCUAAUAAAGUUUAAUCGGAUUAUAUUUGAAAUAAUAAUUUUACUUUUUGUACGAGAUAUCUCGUACUUUCAAGCUAUGUGUGAAAGAAAAAUAUGCGAUAUAUUUUGUAUACGCGCAAAGAACAAAUAUUAUGCUAAAAGGAUCGUGAAAUAAAAUUCUGCGCGACAACGAACUUCUUGCGAAUUCCUAAUUAGAAGACGUUCGACCCUCAGAAUGAAGCCCACCAGAAACUGAUGACAUUAUCGAACCUGAAUAUGGAAAUGACGAGGUCUCCUGCCCACCUAACACCCACUCCAUUCCUCAUCAAAUUCUCCGAAACUGUCUAUCAAACAACAGUACCACAGUAACGAUUGUACAUUUCUAUACAUUUUAUAUAUUAUAAAAUAUAUCUAUACAAGGAUGUUCUUAACAAUGAGUACUUGGCAUUAGUCAUUGCAUUUUAAACCUCUCUUGUAAAAGGAAGAUUAUUUUUUCCAAGAUAAGGUUUUUCUUUAGACAUAUUUUAUUCAAAAUAUCUUAUUCUUUAUGCUCUUUCUGUGAGAGGUUUAGAUUCCAUAGUUGCGUGGAUACUGUUAGUCCUAUGGUUUUGAUACAUCCUGUAUAACGUAACGGCACUCACUUUCAGUACGAGUGCCUGCGGUGAGCGCGAAUCCGGUGCAAUCUCAGUCAACGAAGAGACGCCGUCUCGCGUAGAUCAACAGGUGCUCUUUCCCGUGCAGAACACGUUCACCAGCAUGGGAAUCGCAUACGCUUGUAGUGUGGUGGCUAUGCUUGCCGUAAUCCUUCUAACAGUGGAGGCUGGUGACAUGAUGCGGAAGAGCAUUGUUUUCGACAAAAAUACUCCAGAUGUGUUCUACUGCCCGCAACAGAAACCGACUGGUUUCCAGAAGAUGAUCGUGAACGCGAAACCGUUGUCAAGGCUUUGCCAAUUCGAGGGGAAACCGAUCCCACCCGAUUACAAGAGCGACUGUUACAACGACGUGGACGAGACCGAAUACGCGUGCAAAGAGAAGUACAGAAUUAUGAUGCGACUACAUCCACCAGGAAGUGAAACACCAUAUAAUGGUUCACGUUUAACAAAAUUCCUAGCUUUUGAUAAAGAUAUCUAUAAGAAAAGGAAUCAAAUUGAAGAUAGUGAUUAAUAAGAAAAAUUUAUCAUAUAUGACAUAAUGGCAUUCUUCUAGGGCAAUUAUUGGCGAAUAUUCUAAUACCAAUUUAAUAUUUUUUUAUAUUCUAAUUGCUUUAACCAUCUUUUUAAUUUACUUGUAAUUUAAUUUUUUAAUUUCCUUGAAGUGUGUCUUUUUCUUAAUUGAUUUUAUCGUAGUGAUAAGAUUCAUACAAUCUUUCAUAAUAUCAAUUGUAAAUAAUUCAAGUUACUUUGUGAUUGAUGGUUAAAAAGAACACAUGCUCAUUAUUAAUUGAAAUGUUUAACGUUCCUAUUCACUGUAAAGUGUACAAAGCUUAUUUAACAUAUUUUUGUAAUAUAUUUGUAAUAUAUGCGCCAGAGCUUGUAAAGCGAGAAAAUAAUAUAUACCAACGAGUACUAUUUUCGACUUUGUAAAUUAUUACAUGUAAAAUAAAAAACAAUUUCAUAUA
Bombus huntii is the source of this 2995-nucleotide messenger RNA. RefSeq lists its product as uncharacterized. Bases 2134 to 2541 code for a protein of 135 amino acids. The record is from RefSeq and is a predicted model, not a curated record. NCBI's taxonomy places the organism in Eukaryota, Metazoa, Arthropoda, Insecta, Hymenoptera, Apidae. The transcript has 7 exons.